This is a messenger RNA of Pectinophora gossypiella (pink bollworm), 2577 nucleotides long. RefSeq lists its product as uncharacterized. The record is from RefSeq and is a predicted model, not a curated record. Gene Ontology annotation, molecular function: nucleic acid binding; zinc ion binding. Lineage: Eukaryota; Metazoa; Arthropoda; Insecta; Lepidoptera; Gelechiidae. Bases 1 to 2577 code for a protein of 858 amino acids. The transcript is spliced from 2 exons.
AUGGCUUCGGCCACCGCCGGCCCGACCCGUAAACCAGACGCGCUGCUGUCUGGAGCGGGGGCCGCCUCCGCACUGAGCGGAGGGGGCCGCGAGGAAGACAACCUCUAUAAAAUAAUUACCCCAAGGCCAAGUUUGUGGUGCCCGGCCAGGGGGGGUGCGUCGCCCAAGGGCGGGAAAUCCCCCACCGUCAGUACCAUAACGGUCAGCCCCUCGUACUCUGGGGGGGGCAACAAAUGCUCUGAGAUUGCAGAGUCUCCGACAAAAACUGCCGAGGUUACGGACCCUCGUAAAAAGAAUACCGACGACUCGUUAGGUUUAAGUUUAGGAUUAAGUGUAGAUUUAAAGAAAGAGGUGGAUCAGGGGAAAACGAAGAGGGAGCUGCAAAGCCGUAGAAACACGUUCUACCCGGCUUUCGCAGAUACUGGACUGGACGCUAGCGCACCAGCACCAUCAUCACUUCCCGAAGUGAGGGUGGUCCUGGAGCGCAUCCCUAUACCGGACGAGACGAAUUCCGACAUGGAGGUCGAUGCUGAGAAAGCGGCACCGUCUGAUGGGACGGAUACUAACCUGGUGGCAGCGCCACUCAGGUCAGGGUCCCCUGUAAUCAGGAGCCGCUUCUGGGCAGAGGAGGGCCCAAAGAGGCGCCGCCUGACGAUGACAUCGUCAACGUCGGCCUCGCCCUCGGGCAGUGACGGAGAGGAGUCUGCCACUAAGUGCAAAGCCCGCCGGUCUACCACCGGAAAACACGUCGGCCUAUCCAAGGCACAGGCGUACGUCAACGCCGUGAGGAAAGAGUUUCUGAAAACUCAAGCUGCGGAGGAAAUCGCAGGAUGCGCCAACCAAGUCUUACAGACUAGGGCGACGCGCCUGUCGGAAUCCUCCUUAGCAAGCGAGGCCCCAACCAAGGACCUAAACCAACAGGUGCUGGACGCUUUGGCGGUAGUUGAGAAGGUUGCCACUAAAUCGGGUAACCUGAAGGGCACUUCGGUGAAGGCACUAAAGGACGCGAAGUCGUCCAUCCAAGCUGCCUUUGAGGUGAUAGUCGAGCGGACCUCCACAGACGUUACGAGGCAACUGCAGGCGGACAAUGCCCGCAUUCAAGCGGACAAUGCCCGCCUGCAGGCCCAAAUGGCCAGCCUCCAAAACGAGCUCAUUAACGUCAGAGUGGAGAUGGAGCUGCUGCGGAAACUACAGGGUGCCCCUGCGCCACCCCCGGACGUGACUGGCGAGUCGUCUGCUGCAACGCAGGCCUCUCGCGGCCAGAGGCGGCCUCAGAAGGCUACCCCGGCCUCUAAGGACGAGGAAGACCUAGCGCGAACCAUCAUGGUCCAGGUAGGGACGAUGGUCAACGCGCGCCUAGAGGCCUUAGAGGGAAGACUUCUUCCGGAGAGGAGACUGCGUCCGCCAUUGUCAGCCGACAAAAAGCGUUCGCAAGCCUCUCCUGCGGUCAAGCCAACCCCGGCACAGACGGAGCCUAUUGCGAAGCCAGGUGGAGCUGAGACAGCUCACCCGGCCCCCACUGAGGCUAAGAAGGCGAAGGAAAAUAAGAAGAAGAAGAAGAAAAAGAAAAAGAAGAAGAAGGGAAAGGCCGGCGCUGUCCAACAAGCGGCCGCGCCUCGCGCACCACGACCGCUUCCAUCUGCGCCCUCCACAAUGGAGGAGCCGUGGAAUGUUGUCGCAAAAAAGGGCAAGAAGAAGCAGGUCACUGCCACUCCGAAAAAGAGUGGCCCGGUGAAGCUGCACCCUCCUCGUACGGCGGCAGUCGUGCUCACACUGCAGCCUGGUGCGGAGGAAAAUGGUGCUUCCUAUGCCGGAGUACUGGCCCAAGCCAGAGCUCGUAUCAAGCUGGAUGAGCUUGGCAUAGGUGCUGUCCGGUUCCGACGAGCCGUGACUGGCGCCCGCAUCCUAGAGGUGACGGGAAGCACCAGCAGCGAGAAGGCAGAUUCCCUCGCACAAAAGCUAAGGGAAGCUUUGGAUGAGGACGUCGUCCGAGUCAAUCGGCCCAUCAGAUCCGCAGAGAUGCGGAUCUCGGGCCUGGAUGACUCAGUCACCGCUGAGGACUUGGUGGCAGCGGUGGCUCGAGCUGGCCAAUGCGCCGCAGACCAGGUGAAGCCCGGCGAAAUUCGCCGUGACAAAACCGGUCUUGGCUCGGUAUGGCUGCGGUGCCCAGUGGCUGCUGCAAAGAAGGUGUCGGAGGGUGGACGGUUACUGGUCGGCUGGGUGGCGGCUCAAGUGAAGCUGCUAGAGACCCGGCCGAUGCGGUGCUACCGCUGUCUCGAGACGGGGCACGUAAGAGCGACGUGCGACGUUGAGGUGGACCGCAGCAAUCUCUGUUAUCGCUGCGGUCAGGCCGGUCACAUCGGCCAAAAGUGCACAGCUGAGCCUCACUGCGCCAUAUGCGAGGCUGCCGGUAAACCUGCGCACCAUCGGAUGGGUUCCUGUGUCGCCCCAUCCAAGCGCAGGAACAGAGGAAGGAAGGCUGGUGAAGGCUCUAGGGCCUCCUCGCUGCCUGUCCGCCCGUUGCGAGCGAUCGCUGAUACUCGGGCUGAGGUGGAACCGACCAUGGCCGUUGAUUAA